This is a messenger RNA of Anopheles bellator, 9951 nucleotides long. RefSeq lists its product as uncharacterized. The transcript is spliced from 7 exons. The coding region runs from base 1216 to 6849 and encodes 1877 amino acids. The record is from RefSeq and is a predicted model, not a curated record. NCBI's taxonomy places the organism in Eukaryota, Metazoa, Arthropoda, Insecta, Diptera, Culicidae.
ACCACCAUUUUUCCACGCUUGCUUGGCCGUCCAUCCGCGAGGGAGGGGGGAAACAAGGAAAAUCCGCCGCCAUCGCCGUGCUCCGCAGUUCUUCGCUAGUGAGUUUCGUUCGAGCCUACACCUCCGGCAAUAUUUGUGCAAACUGUUAUCAGGCGAUUCCGUGAUACGUUGUCACCCGUAAUUUCGAGGUUUAUUUCGGCUUUGGCGGCUACAAGUGAAACGGACCCAAGCAAUUGGUGUGUGCUGAACGCGGGUUCCAUCAACCCUUGGCCUCGGGACACCAUUUUCCAGGGCUCAAACGCCAUCGUUUAGGGCAAACCACAAGCCUUUGCGAGAGAGAAAGACGCGAGGCAGAGCAAAAAAAGUGAAGUCCGAUUUUUCUUUCACUGACCCUGAUAAAAGCGGGCACACACCAGCAAAACGAGAAAAAGGAAAACUGUUGACGUGCGAGAGAAAAGGAGGGCACGAGUGAGUGACAACCGCGAUAGGACCGCACCGUAGGCCAGAGCGAGAGCUCGGAGAAGAAAAGGGGAGCAGUGAGUGAAAGGCGUGCGUGAACAAAGUCAGCGGGCGAGUGAACGAAAAGGAAAACAAAUCGCACCAGAACGGACUCUGCUUGCUUUCCAUCCUGCUGUUCUGUAGCCAUUUCCGCGAGAUCGCAGCAGCCAGUUUUGGAGCAAAGUAUUUCCAUUUGCUUCGUCGCUCCCUGAUCGCCAUUCCGGUGGAGCCAGUGCAAACCAUUCCUUUCUGUCACGGCGAGUCGCGCAUCCGAAAGUGUGUUCGUGUGUUCGGUUCCGUGUGCGCGCGUAUGUGUUUACGGGUGCGACAAUCAACCAGCUUUUAGGUUUUGCUUUUUUGCACACUUGAAACUUUCGUGGACGUUUUUUUGCUGAUAAAAGAAUCGUUUCAUGUUCGGUUGCUGGCUGCCAACAAUAGGGGCACAGUUGCAGCGUGUGGUGUAUGAACAGGAUAGCACGACAGGACUCGGCAAGGACUGGUUGCGGUGGUCAAAGUUGCAGGACGAGAGGACCGAGAACGCACGGGAAGCAGUGGACGCAAUAGGGCAACCCUUUUCCUCUACGCAUCCCACGAAGCCCCAAACUCUGAGACAAUAUGUUGAUUAAACUGGUGAAAGAAGACUUUCCGUGUCUGAAAAACGGGUUUAUAUAACAUUAUCUACGUGCUAUCGAGUUUCUUCGGAUCUAUUUCAACAAGAUGCACAGCGGUAGCUCCAUUUCACCCAAACAUCCCGCCAUUCCGGUUUCGAUCGGUAUCGCCUCGCUGGUGCUGGAGGGCCGCUCGUCAGCCCUCGAUGAUGACAGCUCAGCGACGACGACGACGGCGACGGCCACCUUCGUCAGCAAUGACUCGUCGGUGCUGGUGACGGUGCCGGUGACGACGCGGCAUGGCGAUGGUCCUGGUGCCGUCGCGAUCGCCGCCAACGGCUGCAGCACCGGAUCGGACCUGAAGGGGGGCAGCCCGGUUGGAGCGUCAGCGGGGGGCUUAGGUGGUAGGUUUCGUGUGUGGCGCCCGAUCGGGGCGCCUGCAGCAGCGUCACCGCCACCGGCAGCAGCCGCUACGACGGCCCCGUCAACGUCGUCCCUGCAGGAGUGCAGUCUGCUGGCGAUCAGCGAUGUACAGCAGAAGCUAGCCUGCAUAUCGGACGCCCGGAAGCGGAUCAAUCUGAAGCUGCAGCAGCUACGAUCGUCCGGCCCGGGUGGAAGCAGCAAGGACGCGGUCGCGGCUCCGAGCACCACCACCAGCACCUUGGUGAGCCUGGUGGCGGCCGAACGCAAUGACGACGGGUACGACGACGCACUGAUGUACGGUGGCGGCAGCGGCGGCGGCGGCGGCGAGGCGUCCUUCGUCGAGCGAACUGCGGCCGGCCCGAAGCGAAUGAGUUGGUCCCACCAUGAGGGCGGCCAUGGCAGCGCUGGGCAGUCGAGUACCGCCGCUACCGGUGUCAUCUACAGUGGAUUCGAGAAGAUGAACGUACUGGCCUCCGUCUCGCCGAUCAAGAACCACCAUCACCAUCAUCAGUCGAUCAUUGCGAACAGUUUCAUCAACUUCUCCCCGAUCGCCAGCGCCACGUCGGCACCGUCAGGAUCGCGUAAAACGGCGGCCACUGGCGUUGGUCCAGCGGCAACACCAGCCGUCGCAGCAGCCCCGAUGGCGGCAACCAAGCAGCGACCUCGCGAAGGGCCCCACUGUGAGCAGUUUUUGAAGAAGAUCGGUCUCGUGAAGCCCGACGCCGGUGGGGACGAGGGCUCGGAGCACGGCUGCAGCUAUCACAACAUCCACUGCCUUCGCUGGCAGGGCUACUUCGAGAAGCUGUUGCUCAUCCUGCGCCACGGAGAGACGGUCUGCAUCGAUGUGUUUUUGGGACCGGAAAAUGACACCAUCCUGCUGGAGCAGUGGACACUGAAGCUGUCCGCGACAAAAUCAUCUCCGGCGGCCGCGAUGACAAUCCAGUCGCUCUGUGCCGCCAUUCGGAGCCAGCUCUACUUCUCGCAGAUCUCCGCCUGGACCGAGCUGAUCCAGAACUCGCUCGAGCCGGAAAUCUUCGCCCAUCCGCGCAUCAAGAAGAUCCCGCCACCGCUCGGGCCCGUCGGUUCGGGGGGUGGUUCGCCACCGCUGCUGCCCACCGCCCGGUUGGACAUUCUGUUUCGCAUCAACAAAUCGUAUGACAGUACCGCCCGUUUCAACGAGAAACCGAUCGUGCACAACUUUCCCGACGCGUCGGUGGCCGAAAACUACGUGGUGCAGGUGUGCCUGAAGAGCUUGCCCCGGUUGGACCGGAUCCCGGGCAUCAACGCGGCCCUGGACGCGACGCAGGUGGGUCGCAGUGGCCACCAUAGGGGGCCCGGUUCUCUAGCGUCGGCACCGCCGUGCCACGAGAAAGGCAAGCAUCGCUGCUUCCGCGAGGAUCUGGAGGACCCGGAGGAUGAGCUGGAAGAGGAAGAGGACGAAGGAUCGUCGCGGAUGAGAGCGGCAGAUGGUGCCGCUACCGGGCGUGGCGGCGGUGCCGAUAUUUCUCUGCUAUCAUCGGCCGCCAUCAGCCACCGCGAGAAGCAAUUGCAAAAGUACCGCAAGCGCAUGUUGAAGCGUGAGAAAAAGAAGAAAGCGGGCACUGGCGGCACCGGACAGUCGGAAGGGGCCGGUGGUAGUAAUAGCAACGGCAGCAGCAGCAGCAGCAUGGCCCCGGUAGGCAGCAGAAGCGGAAGUUCAUCAAUGGACGUGGCCGGCUGUUCGUUGUCGUCGUACGCCGUGUCCCCGAUGAGCUUUAGCAGCUGCAGCAGCAGUGUGGCCGGCGAGACCAGUAAAGCUGGCAGCCCGCGCACGACGACCACACCGACGGCGAUCGGUGGCAGCGUGGUGCAAGUGGCGAGCUGCAGCAAUGGCCACUGCAGCAACAGCGGCAGCAACAACAUCCACAGCAACUCGGUGUUCACCUCCUCGAUCAACUCGAUCCAACCUCCGCUCUACUCGUCCGCCAAUGGGCUCGUGUGCGACGAUCGGUACCACGCGAUCGCCCUCAACUCCAAAUCCACCCAAACGGCCACCGUGGCGGGCGCGGCAAACACCGCCGCUGGCGACUGGCCAUCGAAUCGUGCACCGUCCCUACUGCCAUUCGUUGCUUCCGUCGCAACGCAAACCGAGUGCCCGGUGGUGAGACACGAGAGCCAGUUGAUGACAGGAGCUGCGUCGACGGGUGCACCGAAACCUCACUGCACCGACUGCUGUGGGCAGUUUCCGGCAGUGGGCCAGUUCGCUCGUGAUCAGACGGAUGCCGCGCCCCAACGAAGCUGCUCUCAGGGACCACCGGCGAUGCGACAGGAAGCGGAUCACUGCAGCGGCGGCGGCAGCAGCGGCGGGGCCAACAGUGAUAGACAUAUGCAAUAUUUUAACAAUUACUCUAGAACGUACGAUAUUAUCAAUGAUAACUGUGAUAAACGCCAGCCGCCGCCGCCGAACCCGCCGAUCACUAGCCACCACCGGGCACCGACGACGGCGCCAUCCUCCACGUUCCUCCGGCCCUGCUUCAUCGUCGGUGGUGGGGACGGUUACGAGGGCGACGAGGAUGAGGACAGGGAUGAAGCGAGCCUGGACGACGAUGGCGAUGGCGAUGUCGAUGGGGACGCAGGAAGCAUCAGCAACAACAGUGCCGGUCGCACACUGCAAAAAGGCGACCUUUUGCUACAAGCCAUCCAAAGAACUGCCACGCUGAACGGUGGACAGGAAGGGAACAGAAGCCACGCAGCCGUCGUCGUCCAGCAGUCGCCGCCGUCAGCACGUCCCGGUCAAUCGCUCCUCCUCAACGGCAGCAGCACUGCUACUGGUGGUGGCAAGCACAAAAAUGGCCCCAGCAUCAACAACAACAACUACGCCACGCAGAACAACAACCACGUCGUCGUGGUGGACGGUUGUGGUCAGAUGGCGGAAGCGGAAGCCGCCACACGCGGAAGAGACGGUGACCGGCGGGGCCACGAGACAGGCGAGAUGCGCUGCGAGCAGCAGCGCAGCGAAUGUGAUACUUUCAGCAGUGAAAAGCUAGAUUUAGGUGACUGUCGGCUGUGCAAGCGACAAAAAACGAAGCAUAAUUUUAAACUGAAUCUUACCAAUCUCCUCUCGUCGUCGUCGUCGUCACCGUCGCCGUCACCGUCGACUUCCGCGGCGCGUGCCGGGAAGCUGGGAAAGAAAACGAUCACUGCGACGGCGGUGCUGGACUGCGGGUCUACGCCGCCCGGCUGCCGUCGGACGCUGUCGGAGAGCCUAGUCGGUCACCUGACCAUUCCGAGCGAUGAAUCGGGAGCCGGUACGGGGCACCGCCGUUCCGGUCGAGAGUCCGGUACUGGCCGUGGAAUGGAGGAGGACGGCGGUGUUAGCGAAGGAGCCGAGCUGCUCCUCAGCCCGGGCGAUAGCCCGAUGCUUAGCAGCUCGACCGGAGCGAUGGGCGCCGGAGGAACGGUGUUCUCGUUCGAACAGAUGAAGUGCUACCGUCGGGCAUUUUCCGAGGACGUCAUCGACACGAUCACCAGUAGCGAGGGGGCACGGCGACACUGCGCGGCCAGCGGCGGUUCCGGUGGGCUGCUAAACGGCGGUACCGGUGCCAAUGGUCUAGGCAUCCGUAGCAGUGAAGAGGAUACGACCGACGACAGUGGCGAUAAUCAGGACGAUGAGUACGAUGCGAAGGAAGCGAUCGUCAGCGGAGGUGCUGGUGGUGGCGGACUCGCAAAACGUGGCGGAGGCGAGUGCUGCGGUUGCCACAAAAACUACACUACCUACCAGAGUCCACUGUCGACGACACAGGCCACCAGUGGGCAGCGUGUGGGAAACACUUCCACUCCGGCAGCGAACGGUGGGUGCAAGGAGCCGCUCUACAUUAGCUGCUCCGAGACGGAUUGCUCGGUCAGCACGGCCAGCAGCGUUUCGCCGCACAAGAAACAGAUUCUCAGCUGUGCCGCAAUCGCUUGCGCCAACGGUGCACCCGGAUCGCCGCACCCCCGGACGCUGGCUAGCACCGCCUCGCCCUCCGGUGCGAUGGAACUGCUGGGGGGCUGUUUCAAACCGUCGCCCAAGAUCAAUCUCAACUACGUGUUUGCCCUUUCGCCGCUGGCACGCGACGAUUCGGGCUUCACGAGCGGUGGCAGUCCGGCCACGUCAACCAGCUUUCCGGCCACCUCACCGAUCGCAAUCGAUGAUCGCUUCGGUACGGCGAAAGGCCGCACGCGCAGUGGCGGCCUGCUGCUCGGCGGUAACGCCGCCGCCGGCGCCGCCACCACCACCACCAACAACGAAGUCGGUGGUGGUGAGGGAAUCUUUCGCUACGACUUCGACGAACUGCCCACCAGCAGCGGCAGCAGCCCGGGGUCGGGGACAAUCAAGUCCAAGUCCGCUCCCAUCUUUCCCUUUUCAUCGCCCUGCACCGCUGGCAACCUUUCGCCACGGUUCAUGCGCACGGCUCAACGACAGCAGCAGCAACGGUCGCGCUAUCCGUCGGAACGUUCUUCGAUCGGUUCGGAUGAGCAGCUGUCCGACGACGAACUGUCGUACCUGUCGUUGGAUGCCACGGCCACACUUAACCCGGCCGGCGGCCACAUGCUCACCGUGUCCCCCGGGAAGGUUGGAGGGCGCGCGUUGGUGGCCGCCCGCAGCAGUCUACCGUCGCAGAUGCUCAGCAAGGUGCUGAAUCGGAAUCUGUUCCGCUUUGGCCGUGCACCGCUGCUCGGUACGCUCGAAGAAUCGUUGCUACAGCGUCGCCUGAGCCCCAAGUACCAGGUGGCCGACUUCAAGGUGCUGCUGGGCGCCUCCGGCAGCUUCUGUCCGACGCAGCUCACCAUUCCGGUUGCAUCCUACUUCUACGAGCUCCCCGGACAGCACCUAACGACACCGUAUGUGUGUGAAUUACGUCUUCCAAGAAAGGGCUACUCGAUACCGCGCACGGGCACGGUCCAGGCAACGUUGCUCAACCCACUCGGCACGGUGGUUCGGAUGUUUGUCGUGCCGUACGACUUUCGCGACAUGCCCGCCAUGUCGACCACCUUCAUCCGGCAGCGGAUCCUCGCGUGCGACGAAAGCAGCCUCCAGCUGCUCGGCAAAAACAUCGAACAGCUCAGUAAUGCCGAACAGAUGAAGCUCCUUCGCUAUGCGAUCCAUUUGCGGUUUCAAACGUCGCGCUCGGGAAAGCUGUCCCUGCACACGGACAUCCGGCUGCUGAUAUCGCGCCGCACCGACUGUGAUACGGCCGCUGCCCAUGCGAAGAAUUUGCUCGAGGCCCCGAACGAACUCAAAGUGGUUACCAUCGUACCGGAGAAUCCCAAGUUUAGCUUACGCAUCGACAAGCAGUAGGUAGUGGUGGUGUAAUGGCCGGCAGAAUUGGACUCCCAUCAGCUUUCCGCCGCCACAGUCACCUUUCUCGUAAGGCGGACACGUCUUACCUUUCGUUAACAAUCUCGAGUCGUUUCCAGGGUAGUGAGUGAGCCAUCAUCCCCCCUUUCCCAAACCCCCUAUUUUCCCCCUUUUUAUGGGCCAUUGUCCCGCAGUUUUAUUUUUUAACUCAUUCUUUGUAUCUUUCGCCGCGUCAAUCAUUUAUUUCACUACGGAUUCAACAGAGAGAUCGAUCGCAUUCGAUCUUUCGCGCGAUGGUUCGUCGACCGCCAACGGUACGCGGUCAUACAGCACGCAUCAUCGCAAGGUUUUUAGCUAACGAAAUUGCACCCCCUUUUUUGUGUCCAAAUUUUAUUCACAAGAACUUAAAUUUAAGAGAAUUUCGCGCCGUAUUUUUGUUGCUAAGGGCACGAAUUUCGACGGCGUGAUUUGUAGGUGAUAGUAGUGUGUAAAAAUUUCAUGUGCCGAAAGGAAUAAAAGUACGCAAAUCGAAAGUCAUCGUCGCGCGGAUUAGAUUCCGCCCGGUCGGUAGAUCACGUUAACUGCGGUGCGGUGGUGGAGUAUGGAAAACGGCGGGGUGCGCGAGUUUCGAUCAAGCUUUAACUACCUGUUGAUAACCAACUGUCCGCAUACCACGAUCCCCCGGUGAAGAGGAGGGGAUACUCCAACUUACUAACGCGAACUCAUCAUGGCGCGUUCAGAACCGUCGUUGUUAAAGCCCUCUUACAGGGACUGCCACACAAGACCUUCCCACUGUUCGGCUUACUUACGGAAAUAUUGAAAUAUGAACAAAACAGAGCAAGAACGUACACGGAACAUGAAAAUCGUCUCUACAAGAUACAAGCAAUUGUGAUUACGGUUACGAUUACGCGUUGAUUUAAUUUUAUGCUUCAACUGUGAUUGCAAAGUAGUGGAUGACAACAAUGUCGUGAUUUUAGGAGAUCAAUGUUGGCUACGAAUGGGACACAGGCAUAUGUCAACUGCACGGCUCCAGUCGUACGCGUCAUCAGCCGAAGGCUGAAUCUAGCAACCCGUGAUGUGUUUAGGUUGUCGUCAGCAAUUGUGUAGAAAAACUCCCAAUGGGCCGCUGGUGGCGAGAAGCUGGCUGACUAAGAGCGGAAAACGGUAACCGUGUGCCGCGUUUGUGGAUAUGCAAAUCUUGAACAACUUCAAGUCUACAGGUUAAAUGAUCUGACCCGAGGCGGCCAAUACUUUAGUGAGGGAAGAGUGAUCAUCAGAAAUACCGUGAUCAAUCGUUAUCUUGAGCUCAUCAAAGCUUUCUCCCGUUCUUUCUGUUAUCUAUUACACCCAUGCAGGAGUGGUGAUAUCAAAAGUGGCAUGAACACGAACUAGAUCUAAUGAAAACAGGCAACUUCUACCACAGCAACACUACCCGCCAAAGGCAGUUAAAAGGCGCACUCGAAGCGCCGAGCUGAAUCUAGCCUUUCGUUCGAUCUCCCCAAGAGGCUGCUUGAUCAUCGACAUGACAACAUGAUCGACCGUUUCAUUUUAAACAAUGUGCUCGAUUGCAUCGGAUCGGACCCAGGUUUUGCUCGAGUAGUGAUUUUCACUGGUGACCGGUUGCCGAAGGGGUUUAAAGAAUGCAAGCAUGCUACAUGUUAGAUUCAACACACUGCCAUAUUUAAACAACACAAACACGCAAACGUUAAACCAGGGAUUAACAGCAGCACCAUGGGGACGGCAUCCCGAAUUUUUGAAAUUUAAAAUAAUUAACUAAUCUUCGGAAAGGCCACCAGAUCCUGGUGGGGGACGCUGGUGCACGGGUCGCGCGUGCCAUGUCGCGAAACGCACGCUUAACCGAAAGUAGUGAAAUAUCUUUCUCGUAGAGUGGUUUCUAUGUGUUGUGCGUAGCAGAGAGAAAAUGGACGGUGGAGACAGACUUGAACCGGUUCGUUCACUUGCUGUGUCCGUAGCUAAGCGUUAAACAAAAUGUAACCUCCAAUGCGUAAACUGUUCCCGUGUUCGGCGAUCCCCGCAAAGGUCCGCGAUUAAUGUGACCGUUUAAUUUUAGCGAAAGCGAACGUCAAACGUUGGAGCGAACGAGCACACAAGGCAGCCCGAUGUUCAAAGCAUGGAUUAGCAAAUUCAAUGUGUUCCCAUGUCUUUGCAUGGCUUUGUGGUGGCCAGCAGGGAGAGGAAGGGAGCAGGUUCGAAGUAUAGUUGGAUUCGUUGGCAGGAUACGAUAAAAUAAACCAGAAAACACACGACACAUACAUCUGUAGGAUCAUCGAGAGGACAUGAUCCGUAUGGCGGCAGCAAACGGACAAGAAACUAGUCACAAUGAGCAGAAAAGGCAAUUUGGGCCAGAUGCGCCAAAACCAACCGAAACAGAUUUCCCAUUUUGAAUGGUUCAUGAAACACUGUGAAUUGAAGGUGAUGAUCGAUAAAUCUUCGCCCUUUUCUGCUGGGAAGAAACGUGUGAAGAAUCCCGCCUGUUUGCUUAGGCAGAGAAACAUUGUAUUGUACAUACCGAUAUAUCGUCAACCAGAGUUUGUAAGCAGUAAGUCGCAAGGAUAAGAAAAGGCUACGAUUAGAAAGGGAAACGAAGCACAAUUGGAUCCCCCAAAAGAGAGCGGACACAUCCAUUCGAAUGUUGGACCGGAAGCGAACCAAAAACCAAAAACACUUACAAACAAUUGAUUGCCACACACGUGAACCGUUCGAUGAUAGCUGCUGCUGGGGAGAAAUCACAAAACAAUAGAGACAGGAAACGAAACGCCCGUUAAAUCCGCAAACGCAAAUGGUGCACCCGUGUUACUAACAAUGCUACGCUCGUUAGGAGCACGUUUGAAAAUGGAAAAUAGAUGUUCGAACAGGGAAAAGGGGCAAACCGAACCUAGAAUUAGUCGCGGCGACAUGCGAAAGCGUGCAGACACCGACGAAGAAAAGAGAGAACCGUUUGGGAGCAUUAAUUACGAUGAUGUGGGAAAACGAAUAACAAUAUACAUUUACUAUAUAUUUAUAUACAUUUUUUCAGAAAAGUAAUGACAAAUAUUUAAUGAAUAAAGGACAACGGAAUAAUUCACUAGAUGUUCAGUUAAA